This is a messenger RNA of Drosophila kikkawai, 1029 nucleotides long. The record is from RefSeq and is a predicted model, not a curated record. NCBI's taxonomy places the organism in Eukaryota, Metazoa, Arthropoda, Insecta, Diptera, Drosophilidae.
AAAGAAGACGGAUCGUUUGUCCUCCUCAUCAGCAUAUCGAACUCUGCCAGCUUUUAUUGGGAAUUUUCUGGACUUGUACUUGCCACGGCCCCCGACAGCUUCAUUUUUUGGUCCUUCGCCCGAGAUAUUCCAGCGCCUUUUUGCCAAGAUAAAUCCGUGUACACAAUGGCUCCAACGACCCACCAAAAUCCUCGUCGCUCAUCCGGGAGCAAUGUAUACAGAUGUCGAGUCUGCAGGGGAGUCCACGCUCUGAGGGUUUGCCAACGGUUUCUCCAACUGCCGGCUGUGAAGCGGCUCCGCGCGGUACUCAUUAACAAGUACUGCGCAAACUGUCUGGCACACGAGCAUUCCGGUCGGUCGUGCCGCAGUACAGCGAGGUGUCAUAUAUGCAAUGAGGCUCAUCACACGCUGCUACACAUCCACACUGGGCAGCCUCGCUCUUCGCGACCCCGACAAAGGCGCAACCCACCCUCGGAUUCUCGGCCUCAGCGUCAAUCACAGCAGCGCCAUCAGGCGCCUGUAUCCGGAUCUCGGCGGCCCGCCACGCCAAUGGAUAUGUCUCCAUCCCGCAGCCGGUCGUGCACGCCUAUCCUGGCGCGCACAAGUGUUAGCAUCCUCCCGACCGCGUCCGUGCUAAUCGGAUCCGACCAAAAGCGGUUUGAUGUCCGAGCCCUGGUGGAUCCGUGCUGUCCUGUGAGUCGCAUCCACAUCUCCCUGGUUAAAGCCCUUAAUCUGGCCAUCACGGGCAUUGGCGACCAACGGGUGUGCACCACCGAGAUGCGCUCCAAGGCCUCCAAGAUGAGCAAGCAGCUUCUGAUGCUAGUGGACGAGCAGAUGCAGACACGAACGCCGGGGCAACCGCUGGACCCGAAGGUGCAGGACAUGUUUCAGAAUGUCACAUUGGCGGAUGACCGGUGGUUCCACCCAUCGCUAGUGUCGGUUGUGCUGGGAGCGGACGUUUACGCUGACCUGAUGCUGCCGGGUAUCCUCCCGGAUUGGUUCGCCGAGUUGACCAAAUCUGUGCUUUGA